Tetrahymena thermophila SB210 is the source of this 1995-nucleotide messenger RNA. RefSeq lists its product as hypothetical. NCBI's taxonomy places the organism in Eukaryota, Ciliophora, Oligohymenophorea, Hymenostomatida, Tetrahymenidae. The transcript has 7 exons. The record is from RefSeq and is a predicted model, not a curated record.
AUGGAUUCUUAAGACAAAGGCACUCUUUAAACUCAUGAAUAAGCAUAGUUUAAAGAUAUUAACUCUUCUAAUUCUCUGGAUGAAAAAAAGCAAGAAGAGACAACUAAUACUGAUUAGGAUACACAGGAAACUUAUAAUGAUAACUCUAAAGCAUUUCCUGAAGGAAUGCAGUUGAAUUCAUUUCACAAUGAUUAUAGAUAUAACUAUCAUCCAUAUAAUUUGUAUUUAACUCCAAUUACUGAAGAAAUAGAUCAUGAAAAGACCAUAGUAGGAUUAAAAGAAUAAAAUAAAAAAUUAACAGAUUAACUGAGAUUUCUAAACAAAAAACUUACUGAUAUAUUAGACAAGUAAUAAAAAAAGGUACAGGCCAAAUAGGAGCUAGAAUAAAAGUCUAAGGAUAUAACAAUCGUACAGAAAGAAUUGGAAAAUGCGUACAAAAAAAUAGAAUAUUUGUAAAAGCAGAAUAAAUUUUUAUAAUAGAAAUUAGAAAAGCUCUCUCCCUCCAUGAUAUAAAAUUUAGAAGUGUAGCUGAAAGAAAGGGAGUAACUUAUACAAAAGUAAUAAGAUGAAAUAAAAGCUUUUGAGAACAUAAAGAGAAUGCUUGAAAAAAAUAAUAGUUUAGAGUCAAAACAAAUAGAUGUCAUUACAAAGAUUGACGAUCAAGAAAAAAAGAUUGUUUGCUAAAACUCAGAGAUAAAGAAGCUUAAGUCUUUGUUAGAUAAUUAGUAGAAAUAGAUGCUUAAAAAACAAGAAUAUCAGGUUGAUUUAGAGUAGAAAUUUAGAGAAAUUUGUGAAUAUUUAGGAAUUUCAUCAAGCACCAAAUAAAAUUUAAAAGAAGAAUUACAAAAAAUCCAUAUAUCCAAAAAAGUAGAAUCGAACCCAUAAAAUGUUUUAACAGAAAUAAAUAAAAAUUCAUAAGAUAAUUCAUAAAAUAUUUAAUCUCCUCAUAAAAAAGUUAACUAUAAGCAAUAUGAAAUAUAAAUUAAAGAACUUAAUGCAGCUGUCAAAUUGAAAGAUAAAGAAAUAAGCUAAUUAAAAUUAUAAAUCUAAGAAUUAAAACAUCUUCCUAGAUAAGAAAAUUAACCUAUUAUUUAACAUAAAAGAGUAAAUAAAUCUAUUUCAGUCAUUAAAUCUUAAGGAUUACUAAAUUUAUAACCAAUCAGCAAUAUCGAAAAAACUUAAGAUAACAGUUUAACUGAAAAAAGAGAUAAAAAAUAAAAUAUCAUAUCAAAAGAUAUCUCAUUUUAACAUUAGAAGGAAAAUUAAGAUCCUAACAUAAUUAGGCUAAGUUCUGCUAAGGUAAACUCUAAUUAAAGCUAAGCAUAGUUACUACCAUUAAAAGAGGAGAAAUAAAGAAUAAAGAAAGAAAUUAUGGGAAAAUAGCAUGGCUGUACUAGAAGUAUAACUGAUAGAAAUAUCUUGAAAGAAUAACUUCAUUCAAAAAUAAUAAAAGUGAUUGUUUGGACAAACAAAAGGACUAUUAAUGGUGUUCAGUUUUUUUAUAAGGUGAACGAAAAUAUAGUAGAAGGACAAAAGAUGGUAGUUGACAAUAAAAACGAGUAUAAUCAAGUUGUUUUUGAUUUUAAUAAUAAAACAGAUAGCAAUAAUAGCAACAGUAAUAAAUAGCUAUAAGUAGACUAUCUGAAAUAAGUAGAGUGUAUGAUGUCUUCUUAAGGAUAUAUUGAUAAAUUAAAAUUUAUUUCAGCAACAGGAAAAGUUUAUGAAGCUGGAGCAUAAUCAAAUCAGGGUAAAAUUGUUUAAAAGUUCAAUUUAGAUUAGUGUGAGUAUCCUGUUUGUUCGUUUGGUGGGUUGAUUACUUUUGUAGGUGAAAAAGAAUAAGAAGUAGGUAGUAUUCUAUCUUUUUUAGGAUUUGAAGUAAUGGUUGACAGAUAAGUGUUAUAAAGAUCAAAUUCACAAUAUAUUCCUAAAGGAUUCUCCACCUUUUAUUUUGAUAAAGAAUAAUUUAAAUAGCUAUUAAAUGUAUAAAAACAAUGA